UGAGAGGUGGAGCUCGGGCGGCGGCGGCGGCGGCGGUUGCCAGGUGCCCGCGUUGCCGCCUGAGACCCGUAAUAUGGCGGGGAGAAGGAGGAGAAGGCGGCGGUGGACCGAGCUGCUCUGUGUCAGUACCGACUGAGCAGUUUGAUUCCUGACAAGGCCCGUGGCGAGGGGAGAAAAGCUUACCGGGCCGUGGGAGAUCAGGAACCAAGCACUGUCGCUGCCCUCCAGGAGUCCAUAAUCUAGUGCUAAAAAUCGUCGUCACCAUCCUCCUCUUCAUAGUCAAAGCAGCCUCAUUUAUUGAUGCUUUCUGCAUGUCCUGCAAUAUACUAUUUGCCACACGUAUGUUAGUUCAUCGAAUCCUCACAGAAUCUCUUUGAGACAGAUACUCUGAUUAUCCCUAUUUUACAGAUGAGGAAACUGAGGCAUAGAGCUGUACUUUUAUCAAGUGUCGACUGUGUGCUGGCAGUGUUCUAUGUAAUGGGGAUUCAGUGGUGAGCAAGACAGAAGGUCCCUGUGCUUAUGGAGCUUACGUUUUGGUGGAGGAAAACAGAUGAAAACCAAGGAAAUAAGAUAAUUUCAGAUAGUGUGGGAUUGUGGGAAGAUGGAGGACUAUGAGAAGUUCUGUGAGAGGAGUCUUGCCCGAGUCCAAGAAGCGGCCCUCUUGCCAGAGAGCUUCCUGCCUGUGCAGUCGGAGAGCGUCUCGCUGAUCCGCUUCCGUGGGCUGGCCGUGCUUUCUCCACUGCUUAACAUUGAGAAAAGAAAGGAAAUGCAACAAGAAAAGCAGAAAGCACUUGAUGUAGAAGCAAGAAAGCAGGUUAAUAGGAAGAAAGCUUUACUGACUCGUGUCCAGGAGAUUCUGGAAAAUGUUCAGGUUAGAAAAGCACCUAAUGCCAGUGAUUUUGAUCAAUGGGAGACUGAAACAGUUUACUCUAAUUCAGAAGUCAGAAACUUGAAUGUUUCUGCUACAUUUCCAAAUAUCUUGCCAAGCCCUACUGAACACUCUACUUUAGCAAAAUUUGAAAAGAUGACUGGAAUUUUGCCAUUGAAUAAUGAGGACCAAUUUAAAUCUAAUGGGAUAGACUUAGCUAGGGACUCAGAAGAAUUUACUUCUCUGAAGCCAUGUGAUAGUUCAGGUAUUAGCCACACAGAAAACGAAGCUUCUCUGAAGACCUCAGCAGCCCCCCAAGAGACUCCGACUUCUGAUGGUCUCUUUCCAGCAAAUGGAGCACAGGAUCCAUUGCUUUUGGAAGAAGUUACUCCAGAUCCCUACAUGAUAAGUCUUCAGAACCUGAUGAAAAAGUCAAAGGAAUAUAUAGAAAGAGAACAAUCUAUACGCAGUCUGAGAAGUAGUGCAAAGAGGAGUGUUAACGAGAGUCAGUCAGACAAAGAAAACGGUGCUGUUAAAGUGAGUGAUUGCAUAAAGGAGAAGGCCCAGUUGAUAGGCAGGCACUGUGGCUCAGUGGUUCCUGACAAACCAAGCCUUAAUGAGUCAAACGUUCUUCUCCAAGGUGCUUCCGCUCCGGCAGGCAGCAGGAAUGCGUCAGCUUCAGGGAGCUUUUCUAAAGUGGAUCUGCCUAUACGAACUGAUCCGGAUCCUGAUUUUAAACUCGUUCCCACUUUUGUUACUGAAAAUAAUGUUCUCAAAAGUCUUACUGGUUCAUAUGUCAAAUUACCUAGUCCAGAGCCAAGCCUGAGUCCCAAAAUGCACCGGAGGCGUUCUAGGCCUUCAUCAGCAUGUCAUAUUCUCAUAAAUAACCCGAUAAAUGCCUGUGAAUUAAGUCCUAAAGGAAGAGAACAGGCAGUGGACUUAGUUGUCGACCAUACCGAUGAAAAAACAAACGUACCCGAAACUGUGCCAAAACUACCGGUUGAUUUAGCAGGAGUUUGUCCAAGCAAGGUUUAUGCCAGCAAAAAUACGUCUGAAGCCAUACAGGAAAUGGUUUUAGGGAAAUCAAACCAGGUAUGUCAGCCUUCGGGAAAUCAAUUAGAAAAUAAAGUUAUCCAUGGACUUGCUAUCCUGGAAGGUCAGUUAACAUCUGAUGGGGGAGGACCACACAAAAUGGACGGUAGCUGUACUGCGAUGCCAAGGUUGCACGAGCCGUAUGCCACCAGUCAGUGUCCAGCGAGUCAAAACUUUGGAAGCACGAGUGGGCUCAAAUCAGCCAGUGCGUUAGGGAAAAACUGCAAUUUACAGAUGGAACUGAACAAGUCUUAUGAUGUAAAAAACCCAUCGCCUUUACUGAUGCAAAACCAGAAUACCAGACAGCAGCUGGACACCCCGACAGUGUCUUGUGGAAAUGAACAACUUUUGGAUAAUAGUUUUGAGAAAGUUAAACGGAGGCUUGAUUUAGAUGUUGAUAGUUUGCAAAAAGAAAACUGCCCUUAUGUCAUAACAGCUGGAAUAGCUGAACAGGAAAAGCAACAUUUGCCAGAAAAGAGAUACCCUAAGGGAUCUGUCUACAUCAACAAAAAUAAAAUGAUAGAAAGUAGUUUCAAAGAAGGUGAGGAGAUAUUAAAAAGCAAGAUCUUCGCUUUUGAAGAAAUGCGGAAGAGACUGGAAGAACAGCAUGCCCAGCAGUUGUCACUCCUCAUAGCCGAGCAGGAAAGGGAACAGGAGAGAUUGCAAAAGGAAAUAGAAGAACAAGAGAAGAUGUUAAAAGAGAAGAAGGUGAUUGCAGCAGAAACAUCUGAAUUGGAUAUUAACAAUGCGGUGGAGUUAGAAUGGAGAAAAAUAAAUGACUCUGGUUUGCUAGAUACAAUGCUGUCUCAAGUGGACUCACUCCAUACUUCAAAUUCAAAUAGUUCUGGUUUCACAAAUUCUGCCCUACAACACAGCUUUGGUUCUGUAAGUGAAGCGCCGUUCUACCUCUGGGCAUCAUCAACAAGUGGCUUGACCAAACUCUCAGUAACAAGGCCUUUUGGAAGGGCCAAACCUAAAUGGUCUCAGGGUUUCAGUCCAGAAGUACAAGCAAAAUUUAACAAAAUCACCGCAGUGGCUAAAGGAUUUCUUACUCGUCGGCUCAUGCAGACAGAUAAGCUAAAGCAACUCCGACAAACUGUGAAAGAUACUAUGGAAUUCAUAAGAAGUUUUCAGUCAGAAGCACCGUUGAAGAGAGGAGUCGUUUCAGCGCAAGAUGCUUCUCUUCAGGAGAGAGUGUUCGCCCAGUUGCGAGCUGCCCUGUACGGUAUUCAUGACAUAUUCUUUGUAAUGGAUGCAGCUGAAAGGAUGUCCAUUCUACAUCACGAUCGAGAAGUUCGCAAAGAGAAAAUGCUCAGGCAAUUGGAUAAAAUGAAAAGUCCACGAGUGGCUCUUUCAGCUGCAACACAGAAGUCUCUUGAUAGGAAGAAGUUCAUGAAAGCUGCUGAAAUGGGGAUGCCAAAUAAGAAAUUUCUGGUUAAACAAAAUCCUUCUGAAACAAGAGCACUCCCUGCUGAGCUGGAGGAUCCAAGGGUCAGGAUCCGUGUUAACACCUGGUCGUGUCCCUUGUCACACGUCAGGCCAGAUGUUCCUGGAGCUUUCUGGAGGAUGUGCUGUCUCUGGCGGAAAUUUGAGCCCCAAUCCUUCAGCCAAACCAAGGACAGAAUGCGCCUGGUCACAGGCUGCUUAGUAGACAAGGGAGUAUAUGCAGGAAAAAUCCAAAGAAAGCGGCCAAAUGUUGCGACAAUUUAAGAAGACAACAUUCAUUAGGAUAAAAAAGGGGAAGGGUUAUCAUCUGUAUUCUUUUCCCUGCCCAAGACUUUUUAUUCAACCCUGGACUCUGGUGACACAGGCGAGGUGACGUCAAACGGCUGAGCAAGUAUCUGGAUAAUUUGGGUCAGUCUGGCUAAUUCCUUCCCCACACCUGCAUUUUCCUCUUCAUAUUAGGUUUGGGUGAAGACAAAUUAGUAUUUAGUAACUGACCCAAUUCUGUGCUUAACCUGUACAAACAUCUUUGUUUUAUGUACCCAGAUCUCUGCCGAGAAACUUUUUGUAAAGGAUAUUUGGGUUUAUUUCUAUAAAAUAUUGAAAAUGUGUGAUAAAUUAUAAAUAAGUUCUGAAAUAUAAAUUUCAUUCAUCUCUGCAUACUGAUUGCUGAAUUUGAUAAACAAAUUAGAUACUGUUCUAUUGGAGGGGAAAUUAUUGCACAAGAAUGUUUUUUCCUGGUUUCUAACUUUAAAAAACUGAUUAAUCUCUCCGUCUUCAUAUGUUUGGACUUAGAGUAUACCUUAUAGGAUAAACCCUUGCCUGCUGAUUGUGGUCCACCUGAAAUUUACCAUAGACUUAGCUGGGGGUCACCAUUUUGUUCCCAAGUACACAUUCCUCUCAACAACAUGUCUUACAGAAAUGUUAGGUUUAAUGUGUGUUACUCUUAGAAACAUUUCUACUAAAUUAUAAAAUCUUUCUGUGGAAGGUAACAGAUUUGGAGAAGACAGCACAAUCUUCUUGAAUGUAGUAGCACUUAGAAAUGCAUCAUUACAUCCAUUUCUGUAAAAUAGAAUAACGUUGCAUGUAGUUAUAUUUUCUAUUUAGUAUGUGUAUUUUGUUUCUUCAUAGUCUGCUCUUUCUAGCAUGCUUGAUUUAGGAGAGAAUAAAGGGCUAUAUAAUAUAAAUUCAUAUUUUCAAAUGGGAUAGAAAUACUGUCUAGUUGAAAUUCUGCAUUACUUAAGAGGCACUGAUGUUUAAGGUUUUUCAUCACUAACUUAUUGAUUUAAAACAUAAACCAAAAAAUGCUACCAAGGGAACGUGAUUUUAUGAAAGAGACUGUUACUGUUAAUUUAUCUUAGCAUUUCCAAAAAGGGCUUUGUGCUUCUCACAUAAAAUCGAAAUGUGUGCAUUUAAUCUUUCUAACUUGAAUUUUAAAAAGAUACUGGUAUUUUGAAAAUGCAGACUAUAUAUAUUCUUAAUGGCCUUUUAAGAAUGUGGAGAUAAAGAUUGUUUUCUCUGAGUUUCUAUUCUAUUUGAAAUUUAACUUUUACAUUCAGCUGUAGACAGAAGAUAAUCUACUCUGGGUGUAAACUUGAUUUUCUUCAUUCAGAUGUAUCAUUUAUUGAAUGAAUGAACGAGAAAAUUGGAAGACAGUCAAAAAUAUCUGAGUUACCAAUUUUUUAUUUGUAGGCAAAGUAUAUCAAAUUACCUUCUUAAUAUGAUAAAUUGUGCUUUAUCAUUUGGAGAACUCAGGACACAGCUUACCCAUAUCAAUGUGGGUCUUUCCAGUAAGAAAGAUAGAUGCUAAAACUUUUGUGUACACUAAUACAAAUUAGUUAAAACAAAUAGUAUGUUUUGGAGGUGAAAACUAGUUUUAGAUUAAGGAUGAGAAAUUUGAGGUUUUUUUAAUUUAAAGAUAAAAACGUGUAUUUUACACAUUUUUUUAUGUUCUCAGCUUUUUCUAAUAAAAGUGCCAGACAUUGUUUUGUGCUUUUAAUGGAUUUUUAUUUAUAUAUAUUAUUUUUGUUAUUUUUACUUUGAGUGGAAUGUCCAUUAAUGUAAAUUGUAUUUAUUUUUGUACUUUAAUUUCCAUUAGUUUUGCUUCUAGGCAAAAGGCAA
Molecule: messenger RNA, 5524 nt
Organism: Equus quagga
Lineage: Eukaryota; Metazoa; Chordata; Mammalia; Perissodactyla; Equidae
Gene: CCP110
Product: centriolar coiled-coil protein 110
Exons: 18
Coding region: 602-3670 (1022 amino acids)
Biological process (GO): centriole replication; regulation of cytokinesis; centrosome duplication
Cellular component (GO): centriole
Source: RefSeq, a predicted model, not a curated record